This is a messenger RNA of Rubroshorea leprosula, 2480 nucleotides long. NCBI's taxonomy places the organism in Eukaryota, Viridiplantae, Streptophyta, Magnoliopsida, Malvales, Dipterocarpaceae. The record is from the annotation of a GenBank genome assembly.
AGGAAAGGAAGUCUCCGGGAAGCAACUUUUGACCCCUUUCUUCUUCGAUUUCUCAUGGUGGUUGCUCUCUUUUUUCCUCUUCAUCUUCCCCUAGAAUCAUUCCCUUUUUCUCCUAUAAAAAUCUCCCUUCAUUUCAUUUCUUAACCCGCCAUCAAAUUUGCUACGGAUUUCUUCCCUUUUUGUCUCUUGUUUUACUUACCCAUUUGUGAAAGAUCUCCUGGAGAAUUCAGAAUUGUGUUUUUAAUUUACGAAAGUUUCUUGUUUUCUGGGGAGAAAAGGUUUUGAAGUUUUGAAGAAAAGGUUGGGAAUAAGGAAGCUGGAUCUUGAGUUUUCUUAGCUGUUUGCAACAAGGGAAAAAAGGGUCUUCUGGGAUUUUUGCUCAAAAGAUCGGAUUUUGAUCUAUCUUUGCACUCAAGUUCGGGAAUUUAAUUUACCCAUAGGCUUGAAAAUCGAGGGUCUGUAUUGGUUUUUGUUGAUUUGAUUCAUGGGUAAUUGCUGUGUGACCCCGUCAUCAGGUUCUCCCGGUCAUGAGAAAGAGGAGAAGAGGAAGGGGGGAAAGAAGAAGCAGAAUCCAUUCUCCAUUGAUCACGGUCAGUUCCACCAUGGCAACGGCGGACACAAGCUUUGCGUCUUGAGGGACCUAACUGGAAGUGAAAUUGAGCAGACGUAUGAACUGGGGCGCGAGCUUGGGCGCGGGGAAUUUGGCAUCACCUAUCUUUGUACGGAUAAGGAAACAGGUGAGGCCUUGGCCUGCAAAUCAAUAUCCAAGAAGAAGCUCAGGACUGCAAUUGAUAUAGAAGAUGUGAGAAGAGAGGUGGAAAUCAUGAAGCAUUUGCCAAAGCACCCGAAUAUAGUGAGCUUGAAAGAUACGUAUGAGGAUGAUAAUGCAGUGCAUUUGGUGAUGGAAUUGUGUGAGGGAGGUGAACUGUUUGAUAGAAUUGUUGCCAGGGGACAUUACACUGAGAGGGCUGCUGCUGCAGUUACAAAGACCAUUGUGGAGGUUGUUCAGGUGUGUCACAAGCAUGGAGUGAUGCAUAGGGAUCUCAAACCUGAGAACUUUUUGUUUGCAAACAAGAGGGAGACAGCACCUUUAAAGGCUAUUGACUUUGGACUAUCAGUGUUCUUUGAGCCUGGGCAAGUAUUUAAUGAGAUAGUUGGAAGUCCAUACUACAUGGCUCCUGAGGUGUUAAAACGACGUUAUGGCCCAGAAGUUGAUGUCUGGAGUGCUGGUGUGAUCCUUUACAUCUUACUUUGUGGUGUCCCACCUUUCUGGGCAGAAACUGAACAGGGUGUUGCACAAGCAAUUAUUAAGUCUGUGAUAGAUUUUAAGAGGGAUCCUUGGCCUAAGGUUUCGGAUAACGCAAAAGACCUUGUAAGGAAGAUGCUUGAUCCUAAUCCACAGUGUCGGCUUACAGCUGAGCAAGUGCUAGAUCAUCCUUGGUUGCAAAAUGCAAAGAAGGCGCCAAAUGUUUCCUUGGGUGAAACUGUGAAGGCAAGGCUGAAGCAGUUCUCUGUAAUGAACAAGCUCAAGAAAAGAGCUCUAAGGGUAAUAGCUGAGCAUCUAUCGGUGGAAGAAGUUGCGGGCAUAAAGGAAGGAUUCAAACUGAUGGAUACUGGCAACAAGGGAAAGAUUAAUAUUGAUGAACUAAAGGUUGGGCUGCAGAAACUUGGCCACAGUAUUCCUGAUGCAGAUAUUCAGAUUCUGAUGGAAGCUGGUGAUGUGGAUAGAGAUGGAUAUCUAGAUUAUGGAGAGUUCGUUGCCAUAUCUGUUCACUUGAGAAAGAUGGGCAAUGAUGAGCACCUUAAAAAGGCUUUUGAAUUCUUUGAUAAAAACCAAAGUGGGUAUAUUGAGAUCGAAGAACUAAGAGAUACCUUGGUUGAUGAAGUUGACACAAACAGCGAAGAGGUCAUUAGUGCCAUUAUGCGUGAUGUUGACACAGACAAGGAUGGACGGAUAAGUUAUGAGGAGUUUGAUGCAAUGAUGAAGGCAGGUACAGACUGGAGGAAAGCAUCAAGGCAGUAUUCGCGAGAGCGCUUCAACAAUCUAAGUCUAGAAUUGAUGCGGGAUGGAUCGUUGCAGAUGAGCAAUGAGGGUAGAUGACUUGACUAGGGUCUCAAGUUAAAUGUUGACAAAUGAAUAGCUAUAGAGAAAAACGCCGUUGGUUUUCAGUAUUGUUUUCUUGUGCUGUUAAUUUCUUUUUUGGAUAUAAAAGAAAAAUACAUUUUUUGGGUAAACGAUUUUGUUGGGGGUACGUAGGAUUUGGGUCCACGGUGUUGCUACAAUUCUGAGUGUCAAUAUUUUUAUUUUUAUUUGUUGUGAUGGGGUGCUGGAGAAACGGAGCAGCUGAAUGCUGGGGAUGUUAUGUUUGUUGUAAAUAUUGUUACAUUCUCCUAUUUUAAUCAACAUCUUCCUUGUUGACAUUUGAAUGUCAAAUUUGAAUUCCAAAUUGAUAUCUGCACAACAAACCUCACAAUUGCAG